This is a messenger RNA of Coccinella septempunctata (seven-spotted ladybird), 3119 nucleotides long. RefSeq lists its product as uncharacterized. The record is from RefSeq and is a predicted model, not a curated record. Lineage: Eukaryota; Metazoa; Arthropoda; Insecta; Coleoptera; Coccinellidae. The transcript has 9 exons. The coding region runs from base 511 to 2580 and encodes 689 amino acids.
AUGGACACAGAGAAAGACAUAGAAGAAAGUCACAGGGAUAGACAUUGGGAAUAGAGAUAGAGAUAAACAUGAGAAGUGGACAUAGGGAAUAUCCAUAGAGAUAGAAGUAGAGAAAAUGCUCUGAAACUCAUUAGAAAGGAUCCAAAUCGAAGGAGGCUCUUGUUGAGCGCUCACAGGCUCAUCUGGUGUUCCAAACUCGUUAAUGUGAAGAAAAACCAACGAUUUAUAAAUGAUUACACCAUUUCUUUCUUCCUCAUCGCUCAUCCGCAUGGCUUAACACAUCGCGGUUCAGAAUAGGAGGUGCAAUAGCCUCGAACUCACAUUGUUGUGAUUGUCCCACAUGGUUUUCAUGGCGAUGCCUCAAUGGGGGACCUGCGCCAAUAGUCAGUUUGAUCAAUGUCACCCAUCAAAACACUUCCUAAAAGCCGCUUCUUGAGCCAGGAACCUAGAGCCGGAUGUGAGGCUCCUCAUGUCCUCGUUCGGAAGAUAGCUGGAUGAUUUUUUUACGGUAUGAGAUGGGGAGGUAUUGUUGUGAUGGUGUGGAUUGUACCGUUCUGUCUAAACGUCAGGAAUAACGGGACCAUAUUAGAUUUUGCGGAAUUGCAGUCAACAAUUCAAACAGAUCUGAUUUUUCUAGAUAAACUAAAUCACAAAAACGACAGUUACAAAUUCGAAGAUUUUUUCUGGACCGGUUCAGGAGAUGGUCCUUACGACAAAGACGAUGAACCAUGGGUGAUAGAACCCCCCACAACAGUGAUCUAUACAAGUACAGCGACGGUAACAACCACCAUUUACACCGCAUCAGGAGAUAACAACGACAAGAAGUCGUCGGCUCCCAAAUGCGUGGAUGACUGUGGAUCUAAAGGGAAAACUCCCACAUCCGAAAAACCCGACGAACCACCCGACUCUGACAACUUGAUAGACGCGGACAAAGAAUUCUGGAUCGUCACAGUCAUCAAGACUGACGGCAAAGACCCAGAGCUCAUCGAUUUGAAAAACAGACUGGUAAAACUAUACAAGAAAGCGUUCCAAAGGCAACAAGAACGCCAUCUUGGCCUGGGCUACAAGAGGAGGAGAAGAAAAGCAGUGGUGGACAAGCCAGUGAAUGUGUACAUCCAUCAAGUUGAUCCGAAGAAUCUUGAUGGAAACAGGGAAAUAGAGGUUUUAUAUCAUGUGGCCGUUUCUGGGAAACCCGUGUCUGCUCUUACGGCAGUUGCAGAUAUGAGUUUGAUUUCCGAUGAGGAAGUGCGACAAGAACUUGGAUUUCCUACGCUCAUCAAAGCUGAACCGUACCUGAAACCGACGAAAGCCCAGAGCCUGAGUAGAGCCAAAAACACGUGGAUAGUGAUUGGAGGGUCCAUCAUCUCCUUCCUGGUUCUUCUCCUCCUCAUAGCAUUCCUCACACUUGGAUGUACCAAACGCAAAAGAUCGCAAGAAGCCGGAAUCGACAAUCGGAGGCAAAUUUUCGAAAGGGCCGUGGAAGAUGUUGACAACAGCAGACCAAAAUCUGAUGGUUUCACCAAGAAACCUGAUGAACACUCGCCCACAUAUAUAAACUUUCAGAAUCAACCCUCGACAGAAAGUUUGAACAGUGGGAUUUCCAGAAAAUCUGCAGCUUAUUUGAGCCCUUCUACUUCGAGCUCCACAAGUUUGGAUAUAUCGCCAUUGAUGACUGUCAAAAAGUCGACUCCGCCGAAGAAACCUCCUCGUCCCAGGGCGGCCUUGAAUAAAACGGUUCCUGUCAAUGUGGUCAAAAUUCCGCAGGACGUCUACGACUCCGACAGCAAUACGAGCCGGAGGAAUUCUGUGGAUACCAUUUUCGUCGAGAAUAACGAUCCUGGAGUGUCUAGUCCUAAAUCGUACCUGUCCAUGCCUUCGAUCAAAUCCUUUCCUAGGAUCAAUAACCCCGAACCGCUCAAUAAGGUGCUAGAACCAGUCAGCAUGCUACAUUUGGAUAUGCCCGAAGAAGCAGAGGUGGAAAUAACGCACAUCCCAUACCCAAAGUUCGCCAGGCAUGGAAGUGUGGGUACCAACGCAGACCCAGGAGUUAUAGGGCCAGUUGUAUGGGACAUCCAUUGUAAGAGAUUACAACACGGUAUGAGCAUGGACGAAGGAAUAGACGACCUCACAAAGACACCGAGAAACAUCACCAGGAUGAGGAAAAGGUUCAACGAAUUACUGGACGAUACGUUCAGUCUUUUCGGGAGCAGAAUUGAUGGUGCAGAUGAAGAGACGAGGAAGAAUAUCGUAGAAGUUAAGAGCAAAUCUGCAAACGUGGAUGUACAACGCGGUGCAGAGAGAUUUUCCCCCUUUUUAAAACCUCGACCGAAGACUUCUGGUCCUGUGAAACCAGAAAAGGCAGCCGUGAAGCCCAGGGGGGCUUGGACAAGCUCUACAACGUCACCCCUGGUCAGACCAGUCAGCGCUGGAAUUGUAGCACCAAAAGUCAACGUGGAACACAUCCAAGCUGAGGGUAAGUUCAGGGAAAGCGACCCGGCUAUACCGCUAAUAGCUGCCAUAAAAACGGAGCUGGAGAAGUGUUCAUUACCAGGAAGUACCACAGAUCUGAAUGACAAGUAAAAGUAACACGGUAUGGAUUGAAUUUGUAGAAUGAUGUAGCUGUAGAAAAUCAUGGAUUGAUUGAGUUUGUUAUCAGAAGGUACAGCAUGUUGACCUGUUAUCGUCGCAUACUGUCUAUUCAAGAGAGUUUUAUAACUGUAGUGCGACUCUUAUUGUUUCUUUGUUGAAAUACAAAAUUCGAACACUAUCUCACAACGAGCGUUCAAGAAAAAUCGUCAAGUGGGCUAAGAGUAGAGGUUAACUCCUGAAAUCAGUGCAGUAUUCAAAAUUUAACUGAACGCCUGUCAGUGUUCAGUGACAAAUCAGUAACCUCCAAUAUUCCAAAGCCUACUGCACGAAGAACUUGUUUGAACGUUCGUUAGAAAUAAACGCCAACAAUAAUUGUUAUCAUUUUUUUUUCCGAAAAUCAAAUGAUUAUAUUCAUCAGUUGUGUUGUUGUAUUUGUAGUAAUUAAUUUUAUUGUAAAUAUUAUUUGUGCAAACAUUACUGUUAAUAUUGUAACGACCAAAAAGACUAAAUAAAGGCUUACUAUACACUGA